AUGCUGACAGCAUUUACGGCGAGGCCCCUCGUGGAGUUUCGACCUCGCGACAAGUCGAAGAUAGAGUCCAUCCUGACGUACGGGGACAGGCUGCUGGUCGGGCUGAACACAGGAUCGCUGCGAAUAUACAGGGUUAAUGAGGUGAACGUUGAGGAAGCGGAAACAAGGGCUGGUGAUGACACAGAGGCGCAGGAUGGAGGUAGUGGUGACGGCGGUGGUACCGUCCAGCCAUCUACAACGACCAAACCAACAGACCUCUUGCGGGAGCUAGAGAAGUUCUCUCGGUACAAGAUCGAGCAGUUGGCGAUUAUCAAGGAGGCGAAUAUCCUCCUUUCCCUGUCGAACGGCCAUGUUUCAACGCACGAUCUGCAGUCUUACGAGCUGCACGAGCAGCUGACUCGGACUAAAGGGGCUACCACGUUUGCAGUCACCUCCAAUAUCGAGAAGGAUCAGGACACCGGGGUCCCGUCGAUUGUGUCUCGGCUUGCUGUUGCGGUAAAGAGGAAGCUCAUGUUAUGGACAUGGCAGGACAUGGAGCUUGAAGAUGAUGUCACGGAGAUAACGCUUGUUAGCGGGAUAAAGACUAUUACUUGGGCAAACGGUACCAAGCUGCUAGCCGGACUUAGCUCAAGCUAUGUUCUUGUUGAUGUUGUGACCAGAGAAGUCACGGAUAUCGUGGGGCCCGGAAGCAUUGGAGGAGCUGGCGGGUCGGAAACAGGACGUCUCGGGGGUGUGGGUGCUAGUAUGAGCUACAUAGGCAUGGGCGGAGCAACACCCAAACCGCUCGCUACAAGAUUGUGUGAAGGACAGAUGCUUCUAGCAAAGGAUGUCAACUCACAUUUCAUUGACACGGACGGGAACGGCCUCAAACGCCGCCAGAUUCCUUGGACGGUAGCCCCCGAAGCCGUUGGCUAUUCGUACCCUUACCUACUAGCACUUCAGGAUGCAUCCAAAGGUAUACUUGAAGUGCGUAAUCCAGAGACCUUGUCACUUCUUCAAUCAGUGUCACUCCCAUCUGCUACAAUGGUUCAUAUUCCCCAGCCGAAUAUCAGCCUUGCCCAUGCAGGAAAAGGAUUCCUGGUGGCUAGCGGCCGUGUGAUCUGGAGAAUGAGUGCCCUUGAUUAUGAUUCCCAGAUUGACGGCCUAGUAGAACAAGGGCAUCUCGACGAAGCCAUCAGCCUUCUUGGAAUGCUUGAAGACGCACUUCUAAAUAACAAGGAGGGCAGGUUGCGGGAGAUAAAGCUACUCAAGGCCCAGACUCUCUUUGAAAACCAGAAAUACCGCAAGUCAUUGGACCUUUUUACAGAAGUUUCGGCCCCUCCAGAGAUUGUUAUCCGGCUAUUCCCUAAACUUAUCGCUGGAGAGCUAUCUUCUAUCGAAGAAGACACUUCACAGGAAAGCUCAGAAAGCUCAGAGGAGAAUCCUUCCCAGCUUGAAAAUGGUACCAGUAUUCACAGCGCUGAACCCACCACGCCAGAUGAGAAGCCGAAAGUCAAGAGUGUAGCUUACGCACCAUCUGUGACCUCAUUUCUAAGAGGGAGGCCCGAUGAUGCCAGCGAGACUGGUAGCAUGCGUGGUAAACCAGCAGAUAUGAAAGAACCUGAUAAGAGACUUGAAGGGAAAGAUCUGAAAGCAGCUGUUUACGAACUGCAGGGAUUCCUAGCUGAUAUUCGCCGAAGGCUCUCUAGAUUCAUUAGUCCUGAUGGCACACUCAAAGAGCCUUCAGUUAAUGUUGAUAAAUCAGACGAAAUUACCCAAUCUAUGCUGAAGACUUUGGGUAUCUCCCCUGACGAUCUAGAAAACGUCGACAUGAGCCAGAAGUUGAAGGAGACAGCUACAUUGGUAGACACCACCUUAUUCAGGGCUCUCAUGUUUGCAACGCCUACGUUGGCCGGCUCACUAUUCCGCAUUGAUAACUUCUGUGAUCCUGAAGUGGUGAUGGAGAAGCUGGAACAGACCGCUCGUUACGGCGAUUUGAUUGACUUCUUAUUUGGCAAACGCCUUCAUCGCUCUGCCUUAGAACAGCUAAAGAAAUUUGGCCAAAAGGAGGAGGAAGAGGAGAUUUCGCCUGACCUUAGAGGGCCCAAACGCACAAUUGCCUAUCUACAGAAUCUACCACCUGACAAUCUCGAUCUGAUCCUCGAAUUUGCUGAAUGGCCUCUUCGAAGUGAUCCCGAUCUCGGCAUGGAGAUUUUCCUUGCGGAUACUGAGAAUGCGGAGACCCUGCCUCGUCAGCGGGUUCUAGAGUUCCUUAAUGGAAUCGAUGCAAAGCUCGCAAUUAGGUAUUCGGAACAUGUCAUUAAUGAGCUUAAUGACCUGACUCCGGAUAUACAUUUCCGAUUAUUAACGCUGUACCUUGAGCGGAUACUGAAGAGUAAACAAUCAAAGGACGUUUGCCCUACUGAAGAUGAGCGAGAGGAGUGCAAGCGCAGGCUGUUGAAGAUGUUAGAGACGAGCGAGCAGUACUCUCCAGCGAAAAUGCUGGAUCGACUCCCAAGAGAUGAUCCGGAAUUUUUCGAGCCACGGGCCGUUACAUUGAGUAAGAUGGGACAGCACCGUCAAGCUCUUGAAAUAUAUGUGUUCAAGCUGGACAAUCCAGCAAAAGCAGAGGAGUACUGCAACCGGGUCCAUUUGAACGAUGCCACAGAGACCAAGCAACGUGCAAUACCAUAUGGUAGUUCUCCCGUAGUUGAAGACGGGGAGGCCCGCCCGUCUAUCUACCAUACACUUCUUUCCCUUUACUUAUCCCCGCCCCAUGACUAUAAACCACGAUAUGGCCCUGCAAUUGAGAUCCUUGCACGACACGGUUCCAGAUUACCUGCCAGCUCCACUCUCAGCCUCAUUCCAGGUUCAUUACCAAUCCAGGAUCUCGAGUUCUACUUCCGCAGCCGUAUCCGUGCAGCCAACAGCAUCCUAAACCAGGGUCGAAUUAUAUCUUCGCUGCAUAAGAUUCAAAGCAUGGAAACAGAGGCAUCAUUGCGUUUGGGCAAUGACGUUGGCAGCAACAAGGGCAGAAACCGGUGCAUCACAGUCAGCGAAGAUCGAGUAUGCAGUCAUUGCCAUAAGCGGUUGGGUGGGAGCGUUAUCAGCGUAUUUCCAAAGUAA
Molecule: messenger RNA, 3105 nt
Organism: Nannizzia gypsea CBS 118893
Lineage: Eukaryota; Fungi; Ascomycota; Eurotiomycetes; Onygenales; Arthrodermataceae
Product: AvaB protein
Exons: 4
Coding region: 1-3105 (1034 amino acids)
Biological process (GO): vesicle-mediated transport; autophagy; endosomal vesicle fusion
Cellular component (GO): cytoplasm; fungal-type vacuole membrane
Source: RefSeq, a predicted model, not a curated record